Molecule: messenger RNA, 2882 nt
Organism: Cricetulus griseus (Chinese hamster)
Lineage: Eukaryota; Metazoa; Chordata; Mammalia; Rodentia; Cricetidae
Source: RefSeq, a predicted model, not a curated record
AGAGCAUGCGAGCAUGCGCAUGCGCCGAGGACGGGAUGGGCGCGCGACGGUUAGCGCGCGGCCGUUAGCGGUCCUCGUUUUGACAACUGUCUGAGGUCUGCAUGGGCCAUAUAGUCCGCGUGACCCAGCCCCCGUUAGCGCGCUCGCCUCCUUCGUCGGCGCAGUCACCGCGCGGGGCGGCCGCCCCUGAAGUAGCUACCACGGCUUGUGUCAACGAAUAAAGCUCCCGGACAGCGUCGCCUUCGGCGACAGCUGGGUGGGCAGUGGGAGCGGUGACUCGUAGUUUCCGUGAGGAGCGAGAGGGCGAAGCAAACUCCAGCCUGGCCCCUGCACCAGCUGCCCAGCAGGCGUGACCUGAGCCUAGUCUGGCAUACGCGGAAUGCUCCUUGAGCCCCACCUGUGGCAGUUACCUUCGGAGGACCGUUGUGGCCUCACCAACAAGUAUUUUCCAAAUAAAUCGUUUGUUCUUGCGGCGGCGGGGCCGAACACGUUACUAUAUUUUUAAUUUUCUCAGCAAACAUUCACCCAACACUUUUAUACGGUAAAACAACUUGGUAAGCAUUUUGAGCGAGCAUCCGCCGGUUUAAGAAGUCACGGACUGAGCAGCUUACUUUUGCCACGUCUGUCCUCAACUGUUUUGAAGAUUGUCCCACCUUAUAACAACCAGUGUGCACAGACUACUACUCAAGGAACGUCGUGGUCCAGCGAUGCAAAGGACUGAAGUCUCAAGGUUUAUUACUAUUCUAACACGGUUGGGUUUAGUGCCAACAACUCUGAAGUGAUUAAAGUAGAUCUCAUAGGGAAAUGGCAAGCUGGAAAAGCCUGUGUUAUCUUCAUAAUAGUACGAAAGAAUUCUAGAUAGGAAGGAAAGAAGGAAGCGAAUGAAGACUAUAAAAGAAAAGAAGAAACUUCCAAGAUUGAGAAAAACUUCCAGGACUAAGAAGGUAAUCCAGAAGAAGCUAUCAUCUUCAGGGCCUGUUUGCCUGCUCUGCCUUCAAGAACCUGGUGAUCCUGAAAAACUAGGAGAAUUUCUUCAGAAAGAAAGUCUCUGUGUGCACUAUUUCUGUCUUAUCCUAUCUAGCAAGCUGCCUCAGAAGGGCCAACCCAACAGAGGUCUCCAUGGAUUUAUGCCUGAAGACAUCAAAAAGGAGGCAGUCCGGGCUUCUAAGAAGAUGUGCUUUGUGUGCAAGAAAAAAGGAGCUGCUAUCAAAUGCCAGAAUGAUCAGUGCGUCAAAAACUUCCAUCUGCCUUGUGGCCAAGAAAGGGGUUGCCUUUCACAAUUUUUUGGAGAGUACAAAUCAUAUUGCGGAAAACAUCGCCCAACACAGGACAUCCAACAGGGGAGUCAGAGGGAGGAAAGCUGUGUCUUGUGUUGCGAAGACUUAUCCCAAACAAGUGUUGAGAAUAUCCGGAGCCCAUGUUGUAGUCAAGCUAUCUAUCACCGAAAGUGUAUCCAGAAAUAUGCCCACACGUCAGCAAAGCACUUCUUCAAGUGCCCCCAGUGCAACAACCGAGAGGAGUUUCCACAAGAGAUGCUGAGGAUGGGGAUUCACAUUCCAGACAGAGAUGCUGCCUGGGAACUGGAGCCAGGGGCUUUCUCAGAGCUGUAUCAACGCUAUCAGCAUUGCGAUGCCCCCAUCUGUCUGUACGAACAAGGCAGAGACAGCUUUGAGGAUGAAGGGCGAUGGCGCCUCAUUCUGUGUGCUACAUGUGGAUCCCAUGGAACCCACCGAGACUGCUCCUCUCUUAGACCCAACAGCAAGAAAUGGGAAUGUGAUGAGUGUUCGCCUGCUUCAACCAAGGAUUACGUAUGUGAAGACUCAAGUGACAUCCCCUGCUGCAGCAGUACCUUCCAUCCCCAGGAGCAUUUCUUCAGGGCCAGCAACCUGGAAGGGAAUCCAGACUCUUCCUGGACUGAGUGGCUCCAACCAUCCCUAUUAGAAAAGCCCGAGUCCUCUGGUGGCAGAAGAAGCCACUCCUGGAGAUCCAAAGGAAUCAGAAUCGCUAAGAACUGCAAAAAGUCCAAGUAACAGCUUCAGAGUAGUUGCUGCCAAGGACAGUGGAGUACAAAACAGCGCUGCUGCAUCAGUUUGGAGAGGUAGCACUUUGAAACCAUGAGACAAAGGGGGCCAGCAGUGAGAUUACUAGCCAAGUGGAGAGGUCUCAGGGGAGGCUGAGAGUAGAACUGACCGAGUCUACAUGCCAACAGCUGAGCAUAAGGCCACCUCUGUUCUUUCUCCCCAGUUCUUUUCCUCUUUCACCAAGAUUCUUCCACCCUAGAUGGUUCUCAUAUGCCUCUUCUUGCUUCACUUGUUAUUUGCAAAUAAAGUUGUCUCUCCAGUGGUGGCUCCCUAUGAAUUUGCUCUGGAAUCUCUCUAAUACUCUAAGGAAUCUGGAGGACAGAGUGAAGGAAUAAGAGAACUCAGCCUCCUGGUCCCCAAAAUGAGUCACUAAACUAUGGAAUAUGGAGCAUAGAUGUGUUCUUUGGGAAGGGAUCAGCUGUAACUGUGAAUUCCAUGAGUGUAAAGUGUCACCCUCAUGCAAAUAAGUGCAUGCAUUCUGGAAAAUGAGUCAGCUUAGCAGUCUACUUUGGUCUGAGAACAGACACUUGUGGCCAGGAUGGGGUCCCUGGACUCAACAUAAUAUAGGAUUGCCAUGAUUAUGUGGGGUAGAAGGUGUCCACUCACUCUAACUAGUGUGAUCUUAGCUCUGUAGCUAGAGUGAGCAACUCAAAGCCCCACUGCCUGGUGGCUGGAGCAUCUCUGACUAGUGUAACUAUGAACUUGCAUACCACAACAUCCACAUUAGGCAAGGCAGCUAGGAUGGGAAUCUGGCAGAAGGCCUGGGGAGAAACUGAAUAGAGCAUAUCUUACAUUAUUUGU